UGCGCAACGACAUUGCCGUUUGAUCGUAUGAUCGUAAUGUUGCAACUCGUGGGGGUUCUGGUUUUUCUCGCCAUUAGUGGUAUCAACAGUGAAGUACCACAAAAUGAUGAAAAUGUCAAUAAUUAUCCAUGGAUGGCAUCCAUUACAACGCACGGUAAACACGUUUGCAGUGGAGUUAUAAUUGAUGAGUAUCAUAUCAUCACGUCGGAUCGAUGUGUUCCAUCUAUGAAACAUACCUGGAAUAUUAUGAAUAAUAUUGGCGCAGUUGUGGGAAGAAACUCCCUUAAAGUUGACGGUUUUCAUAUUUUUGUCAGAGAGACAUUCUCUCAAAAUCAUUAUAUCAACCCAACUAAGAAUCCCACCACGACCGGUCUUGGUAUUCUGAAGGUUGCAAUGCCAAUUCCGUUUGGAGAUACAAUACAACCGAUUGAAUUGUCUUCGACUAAAGUACCACCUGGUGCAAAACUGCAAAUGGUUGGAUGGAAGGUUCAAGAUAACGAAGGGAAGGAGGCGACAGAUCUUAAAGCAGUAACAUUAAAAACGAUAAAUCAUCAGGAAUGCCAGCCAUUACAUGAGAAGAAUCUUACUGAUAAUGAGUUUUGCACUGUGCCAGAAUCAUCCACAGGUGACAAUUGCAAGGGUGAUAGUGGCAACGCUGUGAUUUAUGAAGGCAAACUUGUUGGUUUGACUACUUUCGGAAUUUCGUGCGCAAAUCCCCAGAUACCGGAUGUCCACACUAGUAUAAGUGAAAUGCAUGAAUAUAUUAACAAGGUCUUAGCAGUAUAA
Messenger RNA from Dinoponera quadriceps, 786 nucleotides. Its product is annotated as trypsin-like. The record is from RefSeq and is a predicted model, not a curated record. Gene Ontology annotation, molecular function: serine-type endopeptidase activity. The coding region runs from base 28 to 786 and encodes 252 amino acids. The transcript has 4 exons. Gene Ontology annotation, biological process: proteolysis. NCBI's taxonomy places the organism in Eukaryota, Metazoa, Arthropoda, Insecta, Hymenoptera, Formicidae.